Molecule: messenger RNA, 900 nt
Organism: Lactuca sativa (garden lettuce)
Lineage: Eukaryota; Viridiplantae; Streptophyta; Magnoliopsida; Asterales; Asteraceae
Product: VQ motif-containing protein 11
Source: RefSeq, a predicted model, not a curated record
AUAACAGAAACAGCAAAACAACCAAAAGCAACAUAAAUCUAAACCCAAAUUGCAUGUCAAAACUCAUAACACAUACCAAAAUCCUACAUCUGUUAUGUUGUGGUUGGUUAGUUUUAGCUUCAGUAUAUAUCCACAUGCCACAUUGUUUGAUCACAUCCAUUUCAUUCCCCAUCUUCUCUCUUCGUUUAUAUCUAACAAAUAUUUAUUAUUAUUAUUAUUUAUUAUUUUUAAAUUUUCAUGGCUUCUUCAGAAGGACCCGACCCGGAUCCUCAUCUAAAACCACAACACUCCACCACCUUCGUGCAAGCAGACCCUUCUAACUUCCGGGCCGUCGUCCAAAGACUCACCGGAGACACCACCCACAAACUCCCAAACUCCAUCCCCUUCCGCCACGCCGGAAAACCCACUGCUCACCGGAGAUCCGGUUAUAAACUUCAAGAACGAAGGAAAAGUGUUAAGAAACUCGAGAUCACUCUCAGCAACGUAUCACAGCCUGUCUGUUUCAUGUCUCCGUUGGUGGUGGAGAGAGACAAGAGUGUGGUAGGGUUUGUCGGUGGGGAUGGUAAGAUGGUGGAGGAAUCGCCGGUGUCGACGCUGGCUGUUUGUGCAAGAGGGAGCCCAGGAACGCCGAUGGAAAAAGAAGGAGAAGAAGAGAAAGCCAUUGCGGAGAAAGGUUUUUACUUGCACCCGAGUCCGAUUCGAGAACCCGAACCCGAACUCUUAAUUUUGUUUCCGCUCACGUCGCCGAAGAACGAUCCAUCUUAUUCUUCAUAAAAGCGUCACAGUCGUUUUAAUCAUUCAUUGUGCUCAUGUGAUUUGACUCGUUAAGUAUACAAUAAAUUAACAAAAUAAAUUUAUACAAAAUGAUAAUUAAUAAAUAAUUGCAUGUUACGUUAUGUA